AUGUCUAUGGAGCAGAUCCCCACGGCCGGGAUCCCCAUGGAUGGGAUCCCCAUGGAUGGGAUCCCCGUGGAACCUUCGUGGCCGAGGAUGUCUACAGAGCGGAUCCCCACGGACGGGAUCCCCAUGGGUGGGAUCUCUGCAGACCAGAUCUCCACGGCUGAUGCUGACCACUGCAUGGACAAGAUCUCCACUGACAGCAUCCUCGUAGCCGAGAUCAACCCAGAUCAGGCCUCCAUGGAUGGGAUUUCUAUGGACCAGAUCUCCAUGGAUGGGAUCUUACUGGACCAGGCCUCCAUGGGCUGGGGAAUGGCUUGUGACGGGCACAGGGCCUUCGGCUUCAUCCCCAUCUUCAUCCUCGCAGCCGGACUGCUGCUGGCCGCCCCACUGACGACGCGAGCUCAGGCAACGGGCAACGAAGGCGAUGAGCUGCCGGAGGAGGACGAGUCCCGUAUCAUCGGCGGGAGACCCUGCUCCAUCACCCAACGCCCUUUCCAAGUCGCCCUCACCAAGAGGGGUCAAAUCCUGUGUGGGGGAAGCUUGGUAGACGCCCAAUGGGUGCUGACAGCCGCCCACUGCCGGCAACCAAUCAGAGAACUCAAGGUAUUAAUCGGGACGGACACGUUACGAGACGGGACGGGGCAAGUGAGGUCCAUCUCAAGGAUCCAGGUCCAUCCGGCCUACAACCCCCGCAGGAACGACAACGACUUCAUGCUCCUGAGGUUGAACAAGCCAGUUCAGUUCAGCACCAACAUCAAGAAGAUCAGAUUGGCCACGAAGUGUCCCAUGGACGGGAUGAGGUGCAGCGUCUCCGGUUGGGGCACCACCAAAUCCCCUGGAGCAAAGCUGCCCAAAAAUCUCCAGUGUGCCGCCAUCCAGGCCUUCGGGAGGGACAAGUGCACCAGGGCCUACGGGAAUGCCCUCACCCCCAACAUGUUCUGCGCCGGCGUCCCCCAGGGGGGCAUCGAUUCCUGCCAGGGUGACUCCGGGGGUCCGCUGGUGUGCAACGGGGUGCUGCAAGGCGUGGUCUCCUGGGGCAUGGCCGUCUGCGGGCGCCGGGGGCAACCCGGCGUCUACUCCAACGUCUGCCGGGCCACCUCCUGGAUCCGCAAAACCAUCGGGAGGCCUUGA
Messenger RNA from Chroicocephalus ridibundus (black-headed gull), 1128 nucleotides. RefSeq names its product kallikrein-14-like. Lineage: Eukaryota; Metazoa; Chordata; Aves; Charadriiformes; Laridae. Gene Ontology annotation, biological process: proteolysis. The record is from RefSeq and is a predicted model, not a curated record. Gene Ontology annotation, molecular function: serine-type endopeptidase activity. The coding region runs from base 1 to 1128 and encodes 375 amino acids. The transcript has 7 exons.